This is a messenger RNA of Aspergillus puulaauensis, 1080 nucleotides long. RefSeq lists its product as uncharacterized. The coding region runs from base 1 to 1080 and encodes 359 amino acids. The transcript has 2 exons. The record is from RefSeq and is a predicted model, not a curated record. Gene Ontology annotation, molecular function: cellulose binding. Gene Ontology annotation, biological process: carbohydrate metabolic process. Lineage: Eukaryota; Fungi; Ascomycota; Eurotiomycetes; Eurotiales; Aspergillaceae. Gene Ontology annotation, cellular component: extracellular region.
AUGUCUCGCAAUCUUCUCGCUUUUGCAUCCUUUGUUGCCUCCGUCGCCGCCCACGGCCAUGUUACAGGCGUCGUGGUUAACGGUGUGGAAUACCCUGGCUGGGACAUCGGCAGCUUCCCCUACAUGGAGGACCCCCCUGUGGUGGCAGCCUGGGGGACACCAAACACUGGCAAUGGCCCUGUCGACCUGACCUCCGAUGGCUACUCGAACACAGACAUCAUCUGCAUAAUCGACUACCUCGCCUCGUGCGGCGACUCCUGCGCAACAGUCGACAAGACCGCCCUCGAGUUCUUCAAGAUCGACGGCGUCGGACUCGUCGAUGGCGCCGAAGUCCCCGGAACAUGGGGCGACGACCAGCUCAUCAAGAACAACAACAGCUGGAUGGUCCAGAUCCCCGAGUCCAUUGCCCCCGGGAACUACGUCCUGCGUCACGAACUCAUUGCCCUCCACGGCGCCGGCACCGAGGGCGGCGCCCAGAACUACCCCCAGUGCUUCAGCUUGAAGAUCACCGGCUCUGGUUCUGACAAGCCUGCCGGUGUCGUCGGCACGAAGCUAUACACCGAGGAUGAUGCCGGUAUCCUGGUGAACAUCUACAGCAGCCUCUCAAGCUACAAGGUCCCUGGUCCCACCCUGUACAGCGGUGCCUCGUCUAUCGCGCAGACGACCUCUGCUGUUAAGUCCACUGGCUCUGCCGCUGCCGUAGGUGCCGGUGGUGGCUCUGCUUCAGCCACUGGAUCCGCCUCAGCAACCACCACAGCAGCAGCUACAACCACCGCUGCUGCAAGUGCCAAGCUGGCUGAGCCAUCGAGCACCAGCCCCAGCGGCACAUCCGCACCUGGAAGCAGCACCACGCUCAUCCCUACCACAUCCAGUGUAAGCACUGCUGCGCCUACAUCCACGCCUGCAUCCUCGGCGCCUGGCACCUCCACCCCUCCUCCUUCAACCGGUGGCUCGACCGGCGGCUCUGCAGGUACCUACGGGCAGUGCGGUGGUUCCAACUGGAAGGGCGCUACGAGCUGUGCUUCCGGUGCGACAUGCAAGAAGUUUAACCCUUACUACUCGCAGUGUGUUCCUGCUUAG